AAGACACUUGGCCAUGUUGAUCCGAGACAGCCACUGGCCAUGCCCAGCCAGCUCCAGCCAUCCCGCAAAUACCAAAGCUAGACAGAUACGAAGCGCCCAGGCCGGCCAGCCCAGCCGUCGGGACUUCCCCAAACGCGACCUCCGACUACCCCGCCCCAAGAGGGACGUCACCAAGCAGAUCCGCGCCGCACCGCGCCAGACUAAACACACAAGGCCGCCCGUCACCCCGCCCCCUCAGUCCGUGUCGAUACUAUCCGCCUGCCAGCCUAUUGGGUGUGUGAUAAAGGCCGCCCUGCAGAUAAGGGGAAGCACAGCGCUUGCAUAUCCUUUUUCUCCCGGAUCCCCGAGCCCCCCUGCCUGCAUCCGCAUCAUCCCUCGGCCGCACCACAGUCCCCCCUCCCUCUUCGCCGAAGCGCGCGCGGCGCAACGAUAUUUAGUGUGCUCCGAGCCCGCACUACGCCACCGUGCACCUCCGCCCUCCCCCUUCUUUCUUCCUUCUCCCCAGCAUGUUCCAGUCCGCAGCCCGCCUGGCCGCCAGGAAAGUAGCAUCAGCAGCAACAAGACCCGCGGCUGCGACAUCAUCAUCGCCAAUAACAGCAGCAGCGGCAGCACCGCACCCGAGGCCCGCCAUGAGCACAAACAUGUACAUCGCCGCGGCCGCCGUGGUCGCGGCGGGCGCGUACGGCGUCUACCUGCGGAGCCAGCCGCCCGUCAGGGCCGACGACGGGUCGGCAAAGUUCUUUGGCGGCUUCCCGCCGCUCAAGUCGCUGCGGUUGCACAGCGCCGAGUUGAUCAACCACAACACCAAGCGGCUGCGGUUCGAGCUCCCGGACAAGGACGCCGUCAGCGGCCUGAGCCUGACCUCGGCCACGCUCACCGUCUCCUUCCCCAACGGGUCGUGGGUGCCUGUGCCCAGGCCCUACACGCCAGUGAGCGAUCUGAACCAAAAAGGCUACGUUGAAUACCUCAUCAAGCACUACCCCGACGGCAAGGGCAGCACGGCCAUGCACAAUCUCAAGCCCGGCGAGCACGUCUACUUCAUGCCCAUCCCGGGCUACAAGUGGUCGCGCAACAAGCACACCCACGUCGCCAUGGUGGCCGGCGGCGCGGGCAUCACGCCCAUGUACCAGCUCGCGCGCCACGUGCUCGCCGACCCGGCCGACAGCACGCGCCUGACCCUCGUCUGGGGCGUCAACGAGGACCGGGACCUGUUCCUGGCCGACGAGUUCGACCGCCUGGCCGCCGAGCACCCGGGCCGCUUCAGGGCCGUCUACGUCGUCAGCAAGCCCGGGAGCGCCGGCAAGCACAAGGCGGGUUACGUCACGGGCGACCUGCUGCGCGAGGCCGGCGUCGUGCCGCCGGGCGGCGAAAAAGCUGCCGCCGGGGACACAAAGGUCCUGGUCUGCGGCCCGCCCGCCAUGGAGAAGGCGCUGACCAAGGGCGCCGACGGCGGCGUGCUCGGGGCCUUGGGCUUUGCCAAGGGGCAGAUACACCAGUUUUGAGGGGGGUUUUUUUUUUGGCGUGGUGGGAAAAGGCUAGCUGGGAAAGGAAGCGCGGGAGAGACUCGCAGCUAUCGUUGCAUGUGUUGCCAGGCCUCAAGUCUCAUCCUGAGUAAAUGGUCAGAUGUUUAUUUUAGACGUUAGAUGCAAGACACCGCCUCAUACCUCCUUCCCUGGAAACGGGAAUCUAGGUUUGUCGAACAGGGUCAGGGCGGCGGGCAGGAAAUGGAGUCCCUUGUCCAUCUUCAAGCCUCUAGGCAUCGUGACAAGGCACGAACCGGUCCAUAUUGACUUUCCCAACGCCCAGGGAUAUUCCUGCUCCAUUUCAAAGUGUUGCCGUUGCUCUGUCUAUACCCCAGGUGCGA
Molecule: messenger RNA, 1864 nt
Organism: Gaeumannomyces tritici R3-111a-1
Lineage: Eukaryota; Fungi; Ascomycota; Sordariomycetes; Magnaporthales; Magnaporthaceae
Exons: 2
Coding region: 507-1502 (331 amino acids)
Biological process (GO): ergosterol biosynthetic process
Molecular function (GO): cytochrome-b5 reductase activity, acting on NAD(P)H
Source: RefSeq, a predicted model, not a curated record